Molecule: messenger RNA, 923 nt
Organism: Pecten maximus
Lineage: Eukaryota; Metazoa; Mollusca; Bivalvia; Pectinida; Pectinidae
Product: NADH dehydrogenase [ubiquinone] 1 alpha subcomplex subunit 11-like
Exons: 4
Coding region: 55-630 (191 amino acids)
Biological process (GO): mitochondrial respiratory chain complex I assembly
Source: RefSeq, a predicted model, not a curated record
GUCGGGUAGUAUGACAUCACUUAACUCAAGCGUGUUGACAACACUGAAUCAAACAUGGAGGGAGAAGAGAAGCAAUCAGAAAAAACAGAAGAAAUCCACGAUAUAAAGAGUUUCAUAUUGAGAAAACAAUGGCUUACUGGUUGGCACACGAUUUGGUCAAUCCCAGAUGGACAGCAGACAGAAAAAAAAGCUGUCACAGCUUGCAGUAUUGCUGCUGGCGCGGGAAUUGCUGCUGGCUUCGCUAGAUCAUGUCUUGGUCCAGCUGGAAUUGUAAAAUCAUCUGCUUCCAUUGUUCCUAAACUUGGAGUAUAUGGUUUUGUUAUUGCACCUAACAUUGUGGCAGCAGCAACAUAUGUGUAUGCAACAAGCUAUGCUGCAGAUAUUAGAGGAAAAUCUGAUGAGAUCAACCAUUUUGUUGGAGGUGCAGCUGCAGGGGCUGUCUUUGGAUUGAAAAAUCUCAGCCUUUUCCAGGUAGCAAAAAAGGGUGUUGGAUUGGGAGUAGUUGCACUGAUGAUAUCCGAGUUAGCAACAAAGCCAGCUUUUGAAUCAUUAAGAAGAGAAGCUCAAGUGAAACCGUUUUAUGUCUUUGGUAGGCGCUCCAAUAUACCCUCAAACAUUGAGCAUAAGUGAGGAGAAACUUUGACUGUAACAAAAGUUUGUAGGUCAUCUGUAAUACAGACUGUUGUGAGAUUUGUACGGUCUUGUAACAUUGGUGUGCAACAUGAGUCGGUAAAAUAGUUGAUGGAGGAAAGAGAACCAUCCUUAAUUGUGAUUAGGAAUUCAAUAAAGUUACACAUAUAAGAAUUCUUUACAAGUGAUGGUCAGAUGUCAUACGGCAUUGCUUCAAACUGAGCAGGUUUCAAUGCUAGAAUAUUUAUGUUAUUUGAAAAAUUGUGCAUUUCAAUAAAAAUGAAAAAAAAUAC